This is a messenger RNA of Notothenia coriiceps (black rockcod), 297 nucleotides long. Its product is annotated as carnitine O-palmitoyltransferase 1, liver isoform-like. Gene Ontology annotation, cellular component: mitochondrion. The record is from RefSeq and is a predicted model, not a curated record. The annotation marks the transcript as partial. Gene Ontology annotation, biological process: carnitine metabolic process; fatty acid metabolic process. Gene Ontology annotation, molecular function: carnitine O-palmitoyltransferase activity. Lineage: Eukaryota; Metazoa; Chordata; Actinopteri; Perciformes; Nototheniidae. The transcript is spliced from 2 exons.
GGUUCCUUGGGCUAAGAUCAGAAAGGAGUAUUUCAGCUCUGGGGUCAAUAAGCGAUCUCUGGAUAUCAUCGAGAGGUCGGCCUUCUUCGUGACGCUGGACGAUGAAGAACAAGGCAUGAAGGGAGACGAUCCCGUGGGAAAUCUGGACCGAUACGCCAAGUCUAUUCUGCACGGGAAGUGCUACGAUCGGUGGUUCGAUAAGUCUUUCUCCAUCGUGAUCUACAAGAACGGGAAGAGUGGCCUCAACGCAGAACACUCCUGGGCCGACGCACCUACUGUGGCUCACCUGUGGGAGGU